Molecule: messenger RNA, 6459 nt
Organism: Xyrauchen texanus (razorback sucker)
Lineage: Eukaryota; Metazoa; Chordata; Actinopteri; Cypriniformes; Catostomidae
Product: DENN domain-containing protein 5A-like
Exons: 24
Coding region: 189-4157 (1322 amino acids)
Molecular function (GO): guanyl-nucleotide exchange factor activity; small GTPase binding
Source: RefSeq, a predicted model, not a curated record
AGCGUCGAGAACGAACGGACGGAGGCAGGAGAAAACAGCUGUACCGGAGGCCCACAAUGCGACUGCUGCAGGCGCUCUGGGCUUCGGGCUUGAUCCGCAUCCGCAAUGGCUGCGCACAAUGAUCCAAAGAGCCCGUAUUAUGCACUCUAGACCUGCGAAGGGAAGAGCACAAGCGGAGCCGUCUCAAAAUGAGCACCGGAUUCAGCUCGAACUCCUGCCGGUUUGCGGAUUAUUUCGUGAUCUGCGGUCUGGACACCGAGAGCGGGUUAGAACCCGACGAGCUAUCCGCUUUAUGCCAGUAUAUACAGGCUACUAAAUACAGAGAUGAUGCCAGAGGAAAGUUGUCGAGUGAAAAUGAAGGUGAGAAUUUUGAGCAGAGUCCCCUACGGAGAACAUUCAAGUCUAAAGUUCUAGCACAUUACCCUGAAAAUGUGGAGUGGAACACUUUCGACCAAGAUGCUGUGGGCAUGCUGUGUAUGCCAAAGGGCCUGUCCUUCCGCACGCAGACAGACACCCACGAGCCACAGUUCCACUCCUUCAUCAUCACACGAGAGGAUGGCUCGCGGACCUAUGGCUUCACCCUCACCUUCUUCGAGGAGGUGACCAGCAAGCAGAUCUGCAGUGCCAUGCAGACGCUCUAUCACAUGCACAAUGCAGAACAGUAUGAUAUCCUGCACACCCCCCCCAUCCAUCACAGUCCUGGAGACCACCGGCCUACACCGCCACAACUCCACGCCGCCCCCUCCCUCUCCAGGUUACAGCGAUUCAACUCCUACGACAUCAGCCGUGACACGCUCUACGUGUCCAAGUGCAUCUGCCUGAUCACGCCUAUGGCCUUUGCCCACGCUUGUAGGAGAGUUCUAGAACAGCUACACCAGGCGGUCACCUCGCACCAACCCCCGCCCCUUCCGUUGGAGAGCUACGUCUACAACGUCCUCUACGAGGUUCCGCUGCCACCAGCCGGGCGUUCCCUGAAGUUUUCGGGCGUAUACGGGCCAGUGUUGUGUCAGAGACCCAGUACGGCCGAGCUGCCCCUCUUUGAUUUCCCCCUACAGGAGGUGUUUGAGUUGCUGGGCGUGGAGAACGUGCUGCAGCUCUUCACUUGUGCACUAUUGGAGAUCCAGAUUCUUCUGUACUCACAACAUUACCAGCGGCUGAUGACUGUGGCAGAGAGCAUCACAAACUUAAUGUUCCCCUUCCAGUGGCAGCAUGUGUACGUGCCCAUCUUACCUGCUUCUCUGCUACACUUCCUGGAUGCUCCCGUGCCUUACCUCAUGGGUCUGCACUCCAACGGCCAGGAUGACCGCACCAAGCUGGAACUUCCCCAAGAGGCCAACUUGUGUUUUGUCGAUAUUGACAACCACUGCAUUGAGCUACCCGAGGACCUGCCUCUGUUCCCCAACAAGCUGGAGUUCAUCCAGGAGAUCUCUGAGGUUCUGCUGGCAUUCGGCAUGUCUCCAGAGGCAAACCCUCAGUGGAGCAAAGGCCAAAGCAAAAUCAGGGGGUUCCGCUCAGCUGACAUGGUCUCAGACAAGCGCAAUGGCAACCUGGCUGGCUCUCCGCUCAACUCGUUUCUCCUGAGAGAGAACCAAACCAUAGCUCGCCUGCAAGCCCUGGUCAAGAGGACUGGAGUCAGUCUGGAGAAGUUGGAUGUAAAGGAGGACACUAGCACUAAGGAUUCAAAAGUGCAGUGUGAGGAGGAGGAGCUUAAGAUGCAUCAGCUGAAUAUUCGGGUGCGAGAGGUCUUUGCCAACCGCUUCACACAGAUGUUCUCUGACUACGAGGUCUUCGUCAUCCAGCCCAGUCAAGACAAAGAGUCCUGGUUCAGCAACCGUGACCAGAUGCAGAACUUUGACAAGGCCUCCUUCCUGUCGGAUCAGCCCGAACCGUACCUGCCCUUCCUCUCCCGCUUCCUGGAGACGCAGAUGUUUGCCUCUUUCAUCGACAGCAAGAUCCUGUGCCACGAUGACGAGGACAAAGAGCACACACUGCGAGUGUUUGAUUCCCGUGUCGACAAGAUCCACAUGCUGAACAUCAGGACGCCCACCCUGCGUACCUCCAUGUACCAGAAAUGUACCAAUACCGAUGAAUCAGAAAAGGCCAUUGAGAUGAGACUGUGUAAGAUCGACCACACGGCUCUGCAUCCCCACCUGCUGGACAUGAAGAUCGGUCAGGGCCGCUAUGAGCCUGGCUUCUUCCCUCGCCUGCAGUCUGACGUGCUCUCCACUGGACCCACCAGCAACAAAUGGGUGAAGCGCAGUGCACCAGCACAGUGGAGGAGGAGAGACAGACAGAAGCAACACGCUGAACAUCUUUAUCUGGAUAAUGACCAGAGAGAGCACGAGGCGAGUCUGUUUUCUGAGCUUCAGCUUCUGCUGGCUCUGGACUACUACUGGUUCUCACAGUCCUUCAGGCCCUGUCUGAAGUCCGUCAAGGUGGAUGUGAAGUAUAUCCAGGAGGCCAGGAACCUGGGCACGACUCUCCGCCAACCCAAACUCUCCAACCUAUCACCUUCUGUCAUUGCACAGACCAACUGGAAGUUUGUGGAGGGACUGUUGAAGGAAUGUAGAAACAAGACAAAACGCAUGCUCGUGGAGAAGAUGGGUCGGGAGGCGGUGGAGCUGGGCCACGGGGAGGGUAGCAUCACAGGUGUGGAGGAGAACACGCUCAUCGCCAGCUUGUGUGAUCUACUGGAACGAAUCUGGAGCCACGGUCUGCAGGUCAAACAGGGAAAAUCUGCAUUGUGGUCACACCUCUUACAUUAUCAGGAGUGUAAAGAGAAGAGAGAUGCUACUCCAGCAGGACUAGGCCCUCCUGGUAUCAUUCAUGACACAGAGAGACGGAAGUCAGAUGCUAGUUGUGCAUUGCCGCCUCUCAAAGUCUCCUUGAUCCAGGACAUGAGGCACAUCCAGAACAUCAGUGAGAUCAAGACGGAUGUUGGGAAGGCCAGAGCAUGGGUGCGUCUCUCCAUGGAGAAGAAACUGCUUUCCAGGCACCUGAAACAGCUCCUGUCUGACCAUGAACUCAACAAGAAGCUCUAUAAGCGCUAUGCUUUUCUACGCUGUGAUGAUGAAAAGGAGCAGUUCCUGUAUCACCUCCUCUCUUUCAACGCAGUCGACUACUUCUGCUUCACCAAUGUCUUCACCACAAUUAUGAUACCAUAUCAUGUGGUGAUCAUUCCCAGUAAGAAACUAGGAGGCUCCAUGUUUACGGCCAACCCCUGGGUGUGUGUGUCAGGGGAGCUGGCUGAGACCGGAGUACUACAGGUGCCGAAAAACAGUCUGGAGAUUACAUUUGAGUGCCAGAACCUGGGAAAACUAACCACCAUACAGAUGGGCCAUGAUAACUCAGGACUGUAUGCUAAGUGGCUAGUAGAGUGUGUGAUGGUCCGGAAUGGGAUUACAGGGCACACCUACAAGUUUCCAUGUGGCCGUUGGCUGGGUAAAGGGGUGGAUGAUGGCAGCUUGGAAAGGAUACUGGUGGGCGAACUGGUGACUAACACGGAGAGCGAAGAAAGAAUGUGUCGGACUCCUCCAAUGCAGCAAUCCCCCGGGAUGAUGCGGCGAUUUGUCACCAUUUCACCAAACAGCAAACCAAAGUUAAACACUGGCCAGAUCCAGGAAGGGGUGGGAGAGGCGAUUAAUGGCAUCGUCAAACACUUCCACAAGCCAGAAAAAGAGAGAGGAAGCCUCAUAUUGCUUCUCUGUGGAGAGUAUGGUUUGGUGUGGGCACUUGAGCAAGUGUUCCAGCAUGGCUUUAAGUCACCACGCCUCUUCAAGAACGUCUUCAUUUGGGACUUUCUAGAAAAAGCUCAAGUGUACUUUGAGAGUGCGGAGCAGAACCAGAUGACCCACGAUGAGAACUUGCAGAUGAGGGUGCGCCAUUUCUGCCAUUUCAUGCGUGCCAUCAACAGCACACCCAGAAACAUCGGCAAAGAUGGGAAAUUUCAGAUGCUCGUGUGUCUCGGGGCCAGAGAUCACCUGCUACACCACUGGAUAGCACUCCUUGCCGAGUGUCCAAUCACAGCACAGAUGUAUGAGGACAUGGCUCUCCUAAAAGACCAUUCUCUGGUGAACUCUCUGAUUAGAGUGCUUCAGACCCUGCAGGAAUUCAAUAUCACUCUGGAGGCCUCUCUCGUCAAAGGGAUCGGUAUAUAAUAUCAUCUGAAAAUAGGGAUGCACCGAUACCACUUUUUUUCUAUUGCGAUACCUGAAAUCUCAGUAUCGGCCAAUACCGAUCCUGAUCCUGAGUUAUUUUUUUGAACCCAUUCAACUUGAAUAUUAAUAUCAUUUGUAAACAAAUAAUAACUAAUUUAGAAUUUUAAAUACAACAGUAAUAUAUUUCAACCAUUCACCUUUAACUUUUAAACCCUCGUGCUUUUAUUUUGACAUUCUGAACUCUCCAGGACGUCCUGUAUGUGUCUGUUUGUAGGCAAGUUCACAGUGGUUUAAUUCGCUUCUUAUUCAAAUUCUGGUAAAAUCUGUUCUAAAUGCAUAUUAUAAGUGAACCGAACUAUUGAGCAUCUACAUCUAAGGUGUUGUUCGUGAGUAACGCGCUGGCGCUGUGCGUGCAUUUUAUACAUUUACAUCACAAUCUUUUGUGAUUCUCAGAGCUUUCGCACAUCUUCAAGUGGCUUUGAAUAAAAUGCACAAAACAUAUGAACUACAUUAAGGGUGUUUUUAUGGUUCAUUUAUGUAAUUUUAGGAGCAUGGCCGAAACAAACAUGACUAACAGAGAGCAGCGGAUUUGGAUCGGGCUCAUCGGACCGAUACCCGAACUGUCUAAAAGCGUCAGUAUGGGAUCGGUGCAUCCCUAUCUAAAAAUAGAACUAACACAGAUCAGUGGGGACCAUGGACUAUCUAAACUUUUUUUUUUACAUGGAGAGACUUGACCAAGAGGACUGAACUUGGCUUAUGUUAAAGCUACUGUCAUGUAUGCCAUAUAAUAAGUGCAAUGAGCCUUUUCAAUUGUGUCAUGAUUUUUAUCAAUAAUGUUACUCUUGGACAUUAAAAUAUGCCUAUUUUGAUCCAUACUUUUCACAAAAGUGAAAAAAAACCCACCUACCGUUUUAUUGAAAGCUCAAUAUUUUUCGUUGUUGUUGUGGACUGCUGACAAUGGCUAUAUUUAAAAGUGAGAAAAACUGUUGUUAUAUUUUCAAAGAAGAACAGUGUUAUUUUGAUAUGUCGGUCAGGUUGCUUGCUCUGUGCUAUUAUCUAAUCCAUACUGUCCCAAUGCAGAGUUUGAAGCAAAUGAUGUAGAAGUAUGGUUUAUUAAUAUGACAUGGGGAAAAUCCUAUUUUUACUUAAAAAAGAAAAGAAAAAAAAAGCUAAGAAUGGAAAGAUGAAAAACUAGAAAACGCUCUUGUUUUGUAAUGAAUCCAGGGGCUUGUGUCAUGCCCAAAUCAUACAUCGCCCAGGUCAUGUAUUGAUGCACAGUAUUUGUUGUAUCGCAUUUGAUGAUGAUUCAAAUGAAAAACAAACUAUAUUCCUGUAAUUUCUAACUGUAAUACAGUAAACUAUUACUGAAUUACAGUUUUGAGAAUCACCACUGAGAAUAAUGGAAAUGAGUCAAUGAAGAAAAAAAGUAAAAAGGAAAAUGUCUGAAUGAAAACGUGAUUAAUUAUAAUGAACAUGAAUUCACAAUGCAAAAAAAAAAUGGUCCUAAAAAUAGACGUAAUUUUCUUUAUGCAAAAUAUAAUUUUGUAUUUUGGUGGUGAAAUGUGACCUGGAAAUGUUUUCGUGAGAUUUAACCUGUUACAAGUACAUUAUAAACAUGUUUUAUUAUAAUAUAACCCUAUAAUCAAAGACAUGAAUCACAAAAAUGAUGUCCAAACCUCUAUUGGAUAGACUAUAAAAACUAAAAACAAUACAGUACUAGCCGUCCUUGUACUACUGGCUUAUGGUAACUUUUCUUUCAUCCCUAGAAAACCUCUAACCAAAGGAUCCGUAAAAUUCCCCGUCUAUUCAGCCCUCAACUCCUGACUGCAAUUCGGAGUAGAAUUAAAUUGCAAUUGAACUCAGUUGUGACAGUCCACCCCCUUAGUAAAACAUGCUAUGCAAUAUUUACAGCUCCAAAACACCUGUGUUACUGAACACCGAUUGAAUAUCACCUGUUUUAGAGUGUAGCAUAAUUUGUAGUCAGGACAUAACUGAGAGAAGCACAUUAAAGGCUGACAUUCAUGUGCCAAUUUCAUCAUGACUGUUCUAGUACCCAAGCAAACACAGCUGGCAUGAGCAUUCUGGGAGGUUUUUUUUUUCCUUGUGUUUUAUCUCUUGAUACGUUUAUAGACAAAGCCGUGUAAUGUAGUGUUAAAUAUUGAACAAUGUGUACAGUGUAUAAAAUGUAUUAAAGAUGACAAUUCAGUAUGGUUGUGAUGCUUCAAUCACCUGUAGAAAUGGAAAUCAGAAAGCCAAAAAAAUUAUAUUUUGGAUACAAAGUUAUGGAAGCCAGUUUCCACCA